UGCAGUUGACAAUUUUUUCAUCAUGAUAAGCUGUUUUAUAAAUAAAAUUAUAUAAAAUAAAUAUGACAAUGUAUUGAUAACGUGUUUAUAAUAGUUUUAUAAUUUUUUAUUAUAAAAUUAAUUAAAAUAUUUUCACUCAAAAACCUAGACAACCAGUGAAAAUAUAAAAAAAAAACAGUUUAUUUUUUUUGGCUUGUGUUGGCAGUUUGAGAGCCAUUAUAAACACAGCAAUUGUACAAAUUAAUUGUAGAUUGUUGUUGUCAUUACUAUCAUGGAAAUUGAUCAAGUUUCUGCUAAAAGAAAAAUUGAAUAUUCACAUGAUAGUGUCAAUGAAUCGUUGCUUGUUGAAAAUAUUGUUGGACGAGUUUCAAGGUCAUAUUUGCAAAAGAUUUUUUCUAGCUAUGGUUCUGUUGAGUGUAAAUUUUUAAAUAAAAAAACAUCUGGUACUUUUGCUGUUGUUGAGUUUGAUCAAGUUGAAGAUGCCAUCAGAGCAAUUGGUGCAGCCAAUAAGAAUAAAAUUAUUCUUAAUGAUGAAAUUUUAAAAGUGUCAUUUGACUUGACUCACAAACGAAAAAGAAGAAAGUUAAAUAAUUAUUUAAAUGAUGAUACAUUGAUUCAUAGACUCAAUGAAGAUUGUAUGAAAAAAAUAUUUUCAUAUUUAAAUGUUGAUGAAAGACUCAUACUAGAUGAAGUAUGUACUCGAUGGAUGGACAUCAGUGCAACAUCUUGGAGUGACAUCAAGACAUUCUCAUGGAAUGAAAUAAAAUGAAACAACAGAUUGACUAUUUUGAAAUUGUCAUGGACUUUGAGCGUAUAACAACAUCAUCAUCAUUCAUGAUUCCAAUUCGUGACAAUUGUUAUAAUUUAAAGACAUUAAAACUGAAAUUUACCGAGUGGAAUGAUAAAAAUUUUAGUCGUGGAUUUACAAAGAUGAAACAACUUGAUACUUUUACUAUGCAUAGUGAUAAUUACAUGUCACUUGGAUGUAUUUCAACUCUUCCAAAAACAAUUAAAAAUGUUUACAUGUUCAAGGAUCCAACACAGCUUCAUAAUAAUUUACAUAAUCGGCGUGCUAAUGAUGUACGUGCAAUUGAUAAAAUUAAAGAUGUAACAUCACUAACACUAAUUGGUCUUAAUUUAAUGUUACCAGUUAUUGAAUCAAUUAAUGGUAAAAAAAAUUUGGUUCAUCUGGAUUUAUCAUUUAGUCGUUUAAAUAUUCCAUCAAAUUUAUUGACAAAUUUAGAAAACCUUGAACAUCUUGAUCUUCAUAAGUCAAAAGGAUUUAUUGAUGAUUCAAUGUUUACAAAUGUUUCAAGCAAUUGUCCAAAGUUAAAGUACUUAAAUUUAAAUGAUUGUCAUAUUAAAUUGAGCACCAGAGGUCUUGAUGAAAUUGCAAAUUUAAGAAAUCUUGAAUUUUUGAUGAUAAAUACUAUUAGAAACCAAUUGAAUGGUUCAUCAUUUGCUAGAAUGAAGAAAUUAAAAGUUCUAGAAUGUAUUUGUUGUGUUAAUGUUAACAACAAUAAUAUCAUGGGGCUGUUGAGGAAUGCACCAGGUUUAAGAAGAUUGGUUGUUAUUCAUACUGGUAUAACUGGUAUAAUUAUGAAUGAUGUUGUAACACUUGGUAAUUAUCGUAAAAGUGAUGUUGGGUUAAAAAUUAUACUAAGCUCAUCUUCAAUGACAAGUUCUCAUGUACAACAACAACAAAUACCUCCUUGGUUGACAAUUCAAGAGGUUGAUUAUUACACUCAUGACAAUAAUUUAGUACCUGAAAUUGGUGAUGGUGGUAUUCCAAAUGAAGAAUAAUAGACGUACUAUUUUUUUAAAACAUGGAAAUUUAUUGAUUUGCUAUAAAGAUUAAAAAUUAAUUCGAAUUUAAAUAUAGCUUAUUUAUUCUUUUUUUAUUUUGGUACAUUGAUUGUUUGAUUAAAACGAGUAGUUAUUUAUUUUUUUUUUAGUAAUAUGAAGUAUCAUUUUGUUUUUUAUUUAAAUAUUAAAUCGAGUCAAUCAAACGAAAAAAUUACAGGAGUAUAAAUAUUGUUACGAUUUAAAUAAGUAUAUUUUUUUAUAAAAAUAUUAUAAAUAUUAUUGUUAUACCAACUCUUGUGAGGUAGUAAUAUAAAGAAAUAUAAAUAACUAGUUGAUUAUUUACGAUAAUUAUUACAGGUAAUAUUGAUGGAAAUUAAUUUAAAAAAAAAUUAAAAAAUGUAUCAAAUCAAUUUGACACAGUUGUUACAAUUCAAUCAAUUAAUAUUAAUUAUAAAUUUUCGUUCAUGUUAUUAUUUUAUAGAAUUAUUUGUCAUAUAGUUUUGUAAACAAAAUUAAUUAUUGACAUUGGAAAAAAAAAAAUAAAUUAUAAAUUUUCUUUACUUGUUGGUGAUUAUAUUUUCAAUUAAAAAAUUCAACAACAAAAAAAAUAAACUAUAAAUUUCAACUUAAAUUAUUAAUCUUAAAUUGAUAAUUAUUUUCAUGUCAAAAUUAGAUAAAUUAAAUUAACAAAAUGUUGAUUGAUUUGAUAAGAUAUCAACAAAUAAAAAAUAACAAAAGAUAUUAAAUAAAUUUUAAACC
Messenger RNA from Aphidius gifuensis, 2565 nucleotides. RefSeq lists its product as uncharacterized. The transcript is spliced from 5 exons. Gene Ontology annotation, biological process: SCF-dependent proteasomal ubiquitin-dependent protein catabolic process. NCBI's taxonomy places the organism in Eukaryota, Metazoa, Arthropoda, Insecta, Hymenoptera, Braconidae. Gene Ontology annotation, cellular component: SCF ubiquitin ligase complex. The record is from RefSeq and is a predicted model, not a curated record. The coding region runs from base 766 to 1803 and encodes 345 amino acids.